AUGCAGCUGUCACAGGAUGAGGAUUUUGUCCGUCAGCCUUGGUACCAUGGUCCUCUGUCACGCCAGAAGGCGGAAUCUCUUCUCCAACGAGAUGGCGACUUUCUGGUGCGGGCCUCCGGGUCCCAUAGGGGCCAGCAUGUAAUCUCUUGCCGCUGGCGGGGCUCGGCCCUACAUUUCGAAGUGCUCCGUGUGCUUCUGCGUCCCCGACCUGGCCGGCCUGCUGCCCUCUUUCAGCUGGAGGACGAGCGAUUCGCCAGCCUUCCCGAGCUGGUCCGGAGCUAUGUCAGUGGCCAGCGGCCACUGUCGCAGGCCACGGGGGCUGUGGCCUCCAGGUCAGUAAUACGACAUGGGCCCAUUGGACGGAGUCUCAGCGAGGACACCCUCCUAGACAGCCCUGCUCUGGAAGGGCCUCUCAGCUGCCUUCUCCCUGUGCCCCCUACCCCAGGAGCCGCUGGAAUGCCCCCGAGUCUAUCACAACGGACCGGAAGUGACCCCAUGUUACUCCAAGUCCCUACUCCCCUGGAAACUCUUGAUGGCAGCCUUAUGGCCUCGGACGGGCAACUACAUACCACGCCGCCCACCAAGCCCCUUCGUGUGCCCUCCCUGGUGCUGCCAAAGACUUCGGGACACUCUCCAAUUUACUGUGAGCUGGUACCACGAGUGCCCGUGACCCAGAGAACACCCCCUGACCACAGCCACAGCCAACCCCAGACCCAGUGGUGGGAGGUGGCCGUCGAGGAAGAGGAGGACAAAGAGGAAGGUGAGGACAAGGAGGAAGACAGGUAUUUUGCAAGACCUCAGGGAGACAUCACCUUCUGCCCUCCUGAGGAGUCCUGUGACCUGCUGGGCCCCCAAAACAGGCCCCUGGACCCCCAAGUCCUGAAGAAGCUCAGGGAGCUGUUUCUGCAACACCACGCAGAGAGCACUGCCUUGCAUUUGCUUCUCUUAGACUGCCAGGCCACAGGUGUCUUGGGAGUGUCCAAGGCCCAUAGAGGCCCCAUUAGGGUCACCUCUGGCCUGGAGCUGCUCACGCUGCCCCAUGGGCAUCGCUUGCGGGUGGAAAUAUUGGAAAGGUACGAAGCCCUCUCUCUAGCCGCAGCCUUGGCGGUGCUCGGGUGCACGGGGUCCCUGGAGGAGCGAUCGGCCGCCCUGCGGGGCCUGGUGGAGCUGGCACUGGCCCUGCGCCCCGGGGCGGCGGGGGACCUGCCCGGCCUGGCUGCCGUCAUGAACGCCCUGCUCCUGCCCCAGGUGUCCCGCUUGGAGCGCACCUGGCGCCACCUCCGAAGAUGCCACACCGAGGCGGCGCUGGCCUUCGAGCAGGAGCUGAAGCCGCUGAUGCGAGCGCUGGAUGAAGGCGAAGGGCCCGCCGAGCCGGGCGAGGUGGUGCUGCCGCACGUGGCCCCCGUGGUGCGCCUGCUGGAGGGCGAGGAGCUGCCCAGCCGCGGGCCGCUGGACGAGAGCUGCGAGCGGCUGCUGUGGACCCUGCAGGGGGCGCGACAGAUGGCCUGGGACGCGCCCCAGUUCCGCGAGGUGGCGGCCCGGCGCCUGCGAGGAUUCCACCCACACCCAGAACUGAGUGCAGCCCUGAGCACCCACUUCGUCCGGAGGCUGCUCUGGGGCAGCCAAGGGGCUGGAGCUCCCCGGGCCUCUCGUGUCCAGAAGUUUCACCAUGUCCUCAGCGUCCUGUCCCAGCGCCUGGAGCCUGAUGAUUGCUGA
This is a messenger RNA of Suncus etruscus (white-toothed pygmy shrew), 1716 nucleotides long. RefSeq names its product SH2 domain containing 3A (gene SH2D3A). Lineage: Eukaryota; Metazoa; Chordata; Mammalia; Eulipotyphla; Soricidae. Gene Ontology annotation, molecular function: guanyl-nucleotide exchange factor activity. The record is from RefSeq and is a predicted model, not a curated record. Gene Ontology annotation, biological process: positive regulation of peptidyl-serine phosphorylation; small GTPase-mediated signal transduction.